Molecule: messenger RNA, 1521 nt
Organism: Fusarium subglutinans
Lineage: Eukaryota; Fungi; Ascomycota; Sordariomycetes; Hypocreales; Nectriaceae
Product: succinyl-:3-ketoacid-coenzyme A transferase mitochondrial precursor
Exons: 7
Coding region: 1-1521 (506 amino acids)
Biological process (GO): ketone body catabolic process
Molecular function (GO): succinyl-CoA:3-oxo-acid CoA-transferase activity
Source: RefSeq, a predicted model, not a curated record
AUGUGCUCAGUUCUCCGUGCACAGGCUCCAAAUCGCCUCUGGACUUUCACGCAGCGCAGCUUCUCAACCUCCACGGCGUUACGAAGGAUCAACAAAAUCUGUGCCUCAGAAAACGAUGCCAUUCAGAACGUAAAAAGCGGAUCUACAGUUCUUGUCGGCGGCUUUGGCUUUUCUGGCGUUCCCGAAUCGCUUAUUGAGGCUGUUGCCGCACGAAAAGAUCUCAAAGAUCUGACCGUUGUCUCAAACAAUGCUGGCAUGCCUGGUGUUGGACUUGGCCGAUUGCUGGAAACACGACAGAUUAGUAAAAUGAUAGCAUCUUAUAUCGGAGAGAACAAGGUCUUUGAGAAGAUGUAUCUGAGUGGAGAUCUUAGUCUCGAGUUGAUACCGCAGGGAACUAUGGCAGAGAGAUGCGCUUCUGGGGCAGCUGGUGUACCCGCAUUCUAUACCCCAGCGGCGUACGGCACUGUUGUGCAGACGGGCGAAUUGCCUGUUCGAUACAACAGAGACGGCUCUGUAGCGCUCAUGUCACGGCCCAGAGAAACACGCGAGUUUCACGGCAAGAAAUACAUACUCGAAGAAGCAAUCUUUGCCGAUGUUGCUUUGGUCAAGGUCCACAAAGCUGAUAGACUGGGCAACUGCACAUUUCGGAAAGCACAGAACAACUUUAACGAGGCCAUGGCUAAGAACGCCAAGUUGACGAUUGUGGAGGCUGACGAAAUCGUUGAUGUUGGGCAAUUGAAUCCUGAGAGUGUUCAUAUUCAAGGGAUUUAUGUAGAUGUCAUUAUUCAGAGUACGAGGCCGAAGAAGAUUGAAAAGUUGACGUUCGCUCAAGAUGCCAAGAGUCAAGGCGAAGUUACAAUAGCCAACCAAAGACGAGAACGGAUCAUUAAGCGAGCUUCCAAAGAGCUGAAAGACGGCAUGUACGUCAACCUCGGUAUCGGAAUGCCACUCGCAACGCCAGGCAUGCUCCCAGACGAUCUAGAAGUUAUUCUUCAAUCCGAGAAUGGUAUCCUAGGCAUGGGGCGAUAUCCAAACCCUGGGGAGGAAGAUCCAGAUCUCAUCAAUCCUGGCAAAGAGACGGUGACUUUGAAUCCUGGUGCCUCGACGUUUGGAAGCCAUGAGAGCUUUGGUAUGAUUAGAGCUGGUAAGAUUGACUUGACCAUGCUCGGUGCGCUGCAAGUCAGUCAAUAUGGAGACCUGGCCAAUUUUAUGCUGCCUGGGAAGGUGAAGGGCAUUGGAGGUGCCAUGGACCUCGUGGCGAGCCCGGAGAAGACAAAGGUCAUAAUCACCAUGGAACACGUUGACCGCAAUGGAAACCCCAAGAUCCUAGAAGAAUGCACGUUCCCGCUCACUGGUCCACGAUGCGUAUCUAGAAUCAUCACUGACCUAGCGGUCUUCGACUGUACGCCUGAAGGUCUGAUACUCAGGGAGUUGGUGGAUGAGGUUGAGAUGGAUGAGCUGAAGAGCAAGACGGGCGCGGCGUUUAGGAUCGCUGAUGACUUGAUACCGUACCAGAUUUAG